Molecule: messenger RNA, 3632 nt
Organism: Gloeophyllum trabeum ATCC 11539
Lineage: Eukaryota; Fungi; Basidiomycota; Agaricomycetes; Gloeophyllales; Gloeophyllaceae
Exons: 2
Coding region: 1-3462 (1153 amino acids)
Source: RefSeq, a predicted model, not a curated record
AUGGACAUCGAACAUGUCUUUCAAAGCUUUCCUGAACUCAGUAGGGACGCAGUCGAGAAUGCCUUGGCGGACUCCCUUCACGAGAUGCUUAACACGACUUGCAAAAAUGCGCACGAUAUCCACGAGGAGCACAGGAAGCUUCAAGCCGAGCUAUCCGGUCAGGAGUACCAACCCUUGCUUUCCAAAGGGACCGAUAUCCCGGAAUAUGUUCCGAUACAGUUAUUGAAGGAUAACAUCCAUACCAAUGGCUUAGACCCUGAUAAAUGGCGGAGUACCAUUCAAGCACAUGCGACCACGAAACUUGAGGCAUACGUUUCGUCGAUAUCGGAUCCUGCAAUCGCAAAGUCCUCAUUCGAUGCAGUUGAACGAUUCAAGGCAUCGUUAUUGUUGGCACCCUCCGCGUCUACCUCUGUCGAUAGGCUGCUUCUCAUAUCAGAUCGGAUGGCCAAUCGAAACCUGGAGGAGGUAGCGUCCUCGGGGAGUGAGGAAACAUUGGCUGAACCUCUUUUAGCCGUAUCCAAGCUGGCACACAUCGUCAAAGACGACGUAUCUCUGCAGGGAAUCAUUAUCAUUCCCUUUGCCGCCCUCCUGCUGCUAGUGAUCGGAUCGGCCUUAUACAUGGAGCUGAUCCUCCUGUCCAGUCGAUACGGCCAUUCAUUUCGUGUGGUCCUACAAACCGAUGAGACAGCUUUCCGAGAGGCUGUGCGCCAGCUGAAGGAGAAGAUCGCGCAGGAAACUGCUCAGCAAGAACAGCGGGAUCAAGCUAAUCGUGAUCUUCGGGAGAAACAAAAGCGGAAGCAGGCGGAGCGAAACCGGAAGCGAGACAAGAAACGCGAGGAUGACGAACAGAAGGCCAAGCGCAAAGACUACUACUACGGCUCUGUCGCCAUGAUUAUCCCUCUGGAAGGGCGUUCCGGAGAUCCUCGCGGCUACGCAGUCCGUAUCGAAGCCGUCAAGGAAAACCUCCUUGGUGACGACGAAGUGCUUCAAAAGAUCAAGAGAAUUACUGUCGCUGAUAACAUCAUUCCUGCUGCGUCCACCAGCAUUUACUGCCUCGAGAUCUAUUGUCAUAGCUUGCCUUCGGGCAUUAAAGCCGGCACCUGGGUUAACCUCGAGCUGGACAUGAAAGCUGCAACUCCUGCAACAUACGCGCCUGUCCUUCCGCCUGAAGGUAGCUUCGAUAAUGGUCUUUGCUGGGUCGAAGUAACAUCCCCUUAUGCCUCAUUUACUGGUGGAGCCCUGUCUAACUUUGGAAAGACUGACAACGGCUUCAAAGCAACUGUGGACAUGGCGAAGAUUACGCUUGACGUCCCUAAGACAGCUUUGGACAAGCUGCAAAUUUUGUUCGAGCGAUGUCAGGCUAUCCGUCAUAAUAUCACCAACUUCUUCCGUCUGUCGGACGUCAUUUCAAAGAAGUCAAUAUCUCUUAGUCAGUACAAAGUGGCAGAUCAUUAUGCCAUGGCAAAUGUGGGGCAAGCAGCCGCGGGCUGGAUCGGUUCGACUAAGGAGAAAUGGGGUAUCAUAUCCGACUAUGGCUUCGGCAAAGGAGAUCGUGACUUCACCGACAUGAUUGAUCACUUCCUUCGACAGACCCAGGAUAUGCCGGUGAUCUUAUCCCAUUGGGAUCGCGACCAUUAUCGGAUUGCUGACUCUGGACGGGCCAAGCUCGUUCGUGGCACCGGCCUAUGUCCUACACUACGCCAUUGGGUUGUCCCCGAUCAACCGUUGACAGCGAAAGCUUUCGAACUGGCUUGCUCAAUACAUGCUCAAGGGCUGUUAGAAUGGUGCACCACCGAUGAAUACGGCCCAGCCGGAGGAAACUGGCGGAUACUCAGAUGCCAGUCAACUGAUAAGGACGACAAGAAUAAUUCUGGCGCACUGGCAUUGGUAGUCGGACUGCAGGAUGACGAUCGUCCGCUACUCUAUCCUGGUGACGCAAACUACGAGUACAUUCACAAUAUCUCCGAGCUCGAUGGCAAGCUCUACUAUGUCAUCGCAACCCAUCAUGGCAGCGAGGCAUCACUGAAGGUCAAGUAUGGAGGUCUCGGUGACUCUAUUCCUCGGUCUGUCGGAAGUGCAGGGGAUCCAGCUGUGUACUUUUCCUUUGGGAAAGGGAACUCGUACGGUCACUCCGUCGAAAGGGUUGUGAACCUGUACAAGGCCCAGGGGUAUAAGAAAGCCUAUGCAACUGCAGACUUGGCAUCAGACGAAGAUCUCUUGAUAGUCGGCAUUGGUCCCAAUGUUCUUUCACAGCUGCCUAAUCCACGUCCCAUACCCGGAGUUUCUGAGGAUAUUGCCAUUUAUCACGACAUUGAAUCUUACUUUGCUUUCAUGAAUGGACCUUCGAAGUCGACGGACGCCCCCAAAGUUCCUAGGGACAACUCUGCUCCGCCCAUUGUGACUGACACAAUCACUCUCGAUGGCGCUGAGCAUGACCCGCUUGCACUGUUCGCCAUUAGAGACGAGUGGCAGCAAAUCGUCAAAUAUCGCGUCCUCGCGCGCAAGCUGAUCAUGCGAAAUUGUCCUCUCACCGUCAAAUGCGAAAGUGAUGUCCCGAUACAGGUCCUGCUCCAAUGCGAAGACAUUGAGCUAUAUGCAACCACGGCAGCAGCAAGCACACCUGAAGCAUUUCCCGUUGUCCUCUUCGAUGUGCGAUCAGGAGAUCCAUGGGGUGGCUACGCAGAUAUGGGCGGGCAGGCCAUGGCAGGAAAUGACGGGUACAUGGGCGGUUUCGUGGAUAUACGUGUCACAGGAAAUUGGCUCGUUCAAAUCGCCGACAAAAGUGUCUACAAAAGCGGCGAGCCUGAGCAGCUCAGGCUCCAUCUUGAAAUCCAAUAUCGAGGUGGGGUUGGUGGCACAGGAGAGAAAGGUGCUCAUGGUCAAGCUGGCGCCGAUGGUGUGAACGGCACCAGCGACAAGUGUGUUGUUGAUACCAAUUUUGACCCCUGGUCUGGAAUGACAGGUUAUUCCUAUUCUGUUAUUGGCGGUGCUCGAGCAACAGCGGGAGGCACGGGAGGCACGGGGGGUACAGGUGGUAGCGGAGGACGACCGUCGACAUUCCCCGUCUCUCAAAUAAUUGCGACAAAGACCAAGGUUCCGGACUGGCUACAGAGUAACACCACCGGCCAUUGUUUUACAGUGUCUGUGGCUUUGUUGAACAAUGACGGAGUGCAGUUCGGAGCACAAGGCAAAGGAGGUCCUGGAGGCGAAGGAGGACGAGGGGGCCAUGGAGGAAUUCAAGGGAAACGAUUCCAGGCGUAUCAGUUUCCUGGAGGCUUCACGGAGCUCAAGGACGAGCAGAGUGUGAAGCCCGCCCCGGAUGGCGCGUCAGGGCCCACUGGUUACCCAGGACCAGACUCUGGAGUGAACCCCGUGGAUCACGGGAAGCUAGAACCCAGAGUUAUCAUCUGCGAGACCGAAGAAGAGACUCACGAGCGCCUGAUGGAGGAUGAGUUUGUAUGACUGGCCCAUGUUCUCAAAGCCGUGCUGCAGUUUGACAUGGUAGGACAACGUGUCCCCUCGAUUGCAUCUCGCGGAACGCUGCAAGGGAGGCAGUCGAUCCAUGCUUGACUCGCAUACCGAAUGUCAGCAGUAUUGCCACAAUACAAUGUUUUUGGCGGAAGGACUCGGUC